Drosophila rhopaloa is the source of this 1065-nucleotide messenger RNA. RefSeq lists its product as uncharacterized. Gene Ontology annotation, molecular function: chitin binding. Bases 47 to 1036 code for a protein of 329 amino acids. NCBI's taxonomy places the organism in Eukaryota, Metazoa, Arthropoda, Insecta, Diptera, Drosophilidae. The transcript has 2 exons. Gene Ontology annotation, cellular component: extracellular region. The record is from RefSeq and is a predicted model, not a curated record.
ACCGCAAAGAACCAGCAUCGGAAUUCAAGUGGAAUUAACAACUACAAUGCAAUGCUCCUGGGCAUUUGUCUUGGUCCUCAGCAUCUGCUUCCAGUUGGGAGCAGGUCACGCCCUGGACCGGAGUUGGGAACUGCCCAAAGUUCGUGUGACCAUAGGUGACCUCAGCCAUAUUUGCUUGGGUCACCAGGAAGGCGACUUGGUGCCCCAUCCCAAUGACUGUAACGGAUUCUUCUCCUGCUCGCGCAUUCCCACUCUCAUGUACUGCGAUCAGGGUCUGGAGUUCAAUGAAAAUCGUGGUAUCUGCGAUCUGCCAGGGAAUUCCAAUUGUCGGCAGGGUGAUCCGCCCGUAUCCACUGCGGGAUCCCAAGGCAGUUCGGUGGAUAACUCCGAGCUUUAUUGGUGGCCACACAAACCACGCCCGGUCUUCGUGGCCGUCGAUGUGACCAGUGGCCAGCCGGUCAAUCCCAUGGAGAAGUACGAUCCGGAGCACAUCGAGUGCCGUCAUUAUGGAGCCUACUUCCUGCCACAUCCCAAACAUUGUGGCUUGUACUUCAUCUGCGCAUACGGACAUCUGCACCGUCAUCAGUGUGGGCGUGGCACCUCCUGGAACUUCGAGAUGUCCGAGUGUCAGUUGAACGAUCAGGCCGUUUGCUACGGGGAUUCCGUGGUAUCAGAACCCCUCACGAAUGUGGAAAUUUUCGAGGGAGACACCACUCCAAGCAGCGGAGCUCCAGUAACCGUUUGCUAUAUAGUGGGAUCGAGUGAGUACAGCACCCUCCAGCAAUUCCUUACGGAUCCCGAGACCACACAGUUGGCUCCCGUUCCCACGGAACCUUCUCCACCUCGGGCAGAAAUCACCACCUUGACCUGUCCAUCCACCAAGCAGAGCUACAUGUCCCAUCCGGAGGAUUGCAGUAAGUACUACAUCUGCAUCGGCGGGAUGCCGGUGGUCACCUCCUGUCCCAAGGGCCUUUUCUGGGACCAGAAGUCCGGCUACUGCGAGAUGGAAAAGAAUGUCAAGUGCUUUCAAAAAUAAUUAAUAAACGUGGACAUGCACAAAGAAAA